AUGUCCUUUAAUGAGCAAGAGCCAGAUACCCUCCAAAAUUUCCAACUUGGUAGAGGCUUUAUCCUCAACACGGACGUGGCACAGGAGAAUAUGGAAGUGGAUUUAGGCCUGUCAACACCUUCCAGCACUUUAGAAUUCAGUCACCUUAGAAGAUCCACCAGCAUCCCUUUGGUCAAUGGAUUUGGUGAUAAUUCACAGGGAUUCCAAAUUGACCCCACAAGAAUGAGAAGGAACAGCUCACCAUUUCUGAAUCAGCAUGGUUUGCUGUUUCUACCUCCCCGCAGUCGUACAUCUGCCAACCGGAUUUUCCAAAUUAAACAGGAAGAAGGGAUGAAUAUAGCAAGCAGAGAAGCAAUGCAUGAACGGGACAUGCAUACUGCAAUGCAGAUAAGUCAGAGUUGGGAAGAGUGUCUAAAUCUGAAUGACAACACCAUGAAGUCAUCCACUAUAAGGAACAUCAACUUAAAUCCUGUUCCCCCAGUGGCUUCCCUCACCAAAAAUAUUGGGAAGAAUUCACACGAACGCCAGACCUUUUAG
Apodemus sylvaticus (European woodmouse) is the source of this 537-nucleotide messenger RNA. RefSeq names its product PABIR family member 3 (gene Pabir3). The coding region runs from base 1 to 537 and encodes 178 amino acids. NCBI's taxonomy places the organism in Eukaryota, Metazoa, Chordata, Mammalia, Rodentia, Muridae. The transcript is spliced from 7 exons. The record is from RefSeq and is a predicted model, not a curated record. Gene Ontology annotation, biological process: mitotic G2/M transition checkpoint. Gene Ontology annotation, cellular component: nucleus; cytoplasm. Gene Ontology annotation, molecular function: protein serine/threonine phosphatase inhibitor activity.